Molecule: messenger RNA, 213 nt
Organism: Macrosiphum euphorbiae (potato aphid)
Lineage: Eukaryota; Metazoa; Arthropoda; Insecta; Hemiptera; Aphididae
Source: the annotation of a GenBank genome assembly
AUGUUGUUAAGCCGAGAAAAUAUUGAAGAUCACUCGGCUAGAAUGACGGCGGCUACGGGGUACACUCGACUAACCAAAGCGGCUUACCGACUUAGCACCGCAGACAGCAACCGGUACAGUGCGAGCGAACGACGUGGUGGAGUACGCUGUGUGCACGGUGCUGGGCGGACGGAUGAAACCGCGACAACGAGACAAGUAGACAACUCUACGUAG